Molecule: messenger RNA, 1971 nt
Organism: Chenopodium quinoa (quinoa)
Lineage: Eukaryota; Viridiplantae; Streptophyta; Magnoliopsida; Caryophyllales; Amaranthaceae
Exons: 5
Coding region: 1-1971 (656 amino acids)
Source: RefSeq, a predicted model, not a curated record
AUGCAAAUACGACGUUCAGGGUCAGACGAUUUAGCACCUUUUGAUUCUGAAAUCGAAGCUACUGCAAGGAGACGAAGAGGCACACCUCACGAAUGCCCUGUUAGUCACAUAGACAGUUUCUUGGAGAAGUGUGACACCAUAAAGCUCAACGGUGUUACUGAUGAUGCUAUCAGACUUCGUUUGUUCCCUUUUUCACUACAGGAUAUAGCGAAGGAAUGGUUACGAGACGAAGGUAUAGGUUCCUUUGAUACAUGGGAUAAGCUUGCCAAAGCUUUCUUAAGAAGAUUCAAGCGCUUACAGAGACAAUGCCCUCAUCACGGUAUCCCAGAGUGGAUGUUGAUCCAAACAUUCUACAAUGGUGUGACCCAUGAGUUUUGCAUAUACAUUGAUGCUGCAUCCAGGGGUUCUCUCAUGACUAAGAACCCAACUAAAGCCAAAGAGCUAAUUGAGAAGAUGGCAGCCAAUGAUAAUUAUCAUCCAGGAGGUCGACAUAGUGUGAAGAAGGGAGGUAAAUUAGAUGUUGAUGCUCUAAAUCUUUUGACUAGCUCUGUGCAGGCAUGCAUUGACAAGCAAGGUCACAUUGCACCUAAUUGCCCCAAAAAUUCCAGUGAGAUGUCAAUUGAGGAGGCCAAUGCUUUCUACACCUCUAAUCCUAAAAGGUCGUAUGAUCCUCAUUCAAACACAUAUAAUGAAGGGUGGAGAAAUCAUCCGGACUUCUCUUAUAUGAACACUCAAGCUCAAUUGAAUUCUCCGUCGCCACCACCUAGUUUUCAAGCAAGGGCAUCUUUUAAUCACCAACCCAUGAAUCAACAACUACCACCACAAACUUCAAAAUACAAUCUUGAUUCCAUUACGGAGACUUUCACUACUUCCCAACUUCGACAGCAAGAGCUUAUGACAAAGCAAUUUGAGCUACAAGCACAGCAAAAUGAACACUUUGAAAGCUCGAUUCAAAUGCUUAUUGCUCAAAAUAAGAGGAUAGAAACUCACCUUUCUCAACUUUCACAACAAGUGAGCCAUUUAUCAACUCUUCAUGAUCAAGCAAAAGUCCAAAAGGAACAAUGCAAUGCAGUUUUCUUGAGAAGAGAUGAAUUAUUUUCGAGGAAAAUAGAUAAGAAAGUGUGCAGUGUGGAGUCAAGAAAAGAUGAAAAGUGUGAGGAUGUAAAAAGUCCCAAAUAUGUUGCUCCACCGACCUAUGAGGAACCGAUGCCCUUCCCGCAAAGGUUGCCAAAAGCCGUGCUCGAUAAACAUUUUGGAAAAUAUUGCGAGACUGAUCUUAAAAAGGUACAUGCUUCCAUUCCUUUUUCUGAUCUUUUAAUUCAAAUGCCUCAAUUUGCAAAAUUUGUGAAGGAAAUUAAAGAUCAACAUGAUGAUAAGGAAGUAGUAAAUGAGAAAUGCUCUACUCUUUUACGUGAUAGCCUACCACCUAAAAUGCAUGAUCCUGGUAGUUUUACUAUUCCAUGUAUGAUAAACGAAAUAUUUUUUGACAGGGUUUUGACUGCUAUACUCCCUAAGGGUGUGGUUGAGGAUGUAUUAGUUAAGGUUGGUAAACUUGUUUUUCCUGUUGAUUUUGUUGUUAUGGAUAUGAAAGAAGACCAUAAGAUCCCGAUUAUAUUUGGUCGCUCAUUCCUUGCCACAAGUCAAGCUCUAAUAGAUGUUCCUAAAAGACAAGUGACCAUUAGGGCCCAGGAUAAACAAGUAGUGUUUAAGCUCUUUAAUGAACAUAAUUUUAUAUUUGAUGGUGGUACUUGUUUAAGAAUUGAUGCUACUAACCCUUUGGUUGAUAAGUGUGUAUGUGAUAGAAAUCUUGUGAGAAACGAGGACAAUAUUUCACCAAAUGAUGUGUUUAGCUACAUGAAAGUAAGUUCGGAUACAAAGCAUGUCAAAUAUAAAAUGAAGGAGUCAUUUGGAGGCGAAUAUUUUUAUGGGCAACAUCGCGGAGUUUCUUCUUUGUGUGGUGACCCAGGCUGA